Messenger RNA from Syzygium oleosum, 953 nucleotides. RefSeq names its product histone H1-like. Gene Ontology annotation, biological process: chromosome condensation; negative regulation of DNA recombination; nucleosome assembly. The record is from RefSeq and is a predicted model, not a curated record. Bases 97 to 696 code for a protein of 199 amino acids. Gene Ontology annotation, molecular function: nucleosomal DNA binding; double-stranded DNA binding; structural constituent of chromatin. Lineage: Eukaryota; Viridiplantae; Streptophyta; Magnoliopsida; Myrtales; Myrtaceae. Gene Ontology annotation, cellular component: nucleosome; nucleus. The transcript has 2 exons.
CCUGCUCGUCAACAUCUCUCUCUCAAAACUCGCCAUCUCUCUCUCUCUCCUUCUGACCGUCGACGCGCAUACGCAAGCUCUGCUGUCUGCGCUCCAAUGGCUGCCGUGACCGCGAAGAAGGCUCGAUCCCCGUCCUCUCACCCUCCGUUCUUCGAGAUGAUAUCGGAUGCGAUCGUGACGUUGAAGGAGCGGACCGGGUCGAGCCAGUACGCCAUCCAGAAGUUCGUCGAGGAGAAGCACAAGAAGCUGCCGGCCAAUUUCAGGAAGCUCCUCCUGGUCCAGCUCAGGCGCCAGGUCGCCUCCGGCAAGCUCGUCAAGGUCAAGAACUCGUUCAAGCUGCCCCCCGCCGCCGCCGCCGCGGCCAAGCCCGCCCCCGCCGCGUCCAAGCCGAAGGCGAAGGCGGCGGCUGCCAAGCCGAAGCCGAAGCCGAAGACUGUUGCGAAGACGAAGGCGGCUGCUCCCAAGGCGAAGGCCGCCGCCGCCAAGCCCAAGACGGCCGCGAAGCCGAAAGCCGCAGCGGGUGCGAAGAGGAAGGCUGCUGAGAAGCCCAAGCCCGCGGUGAAGGCCGCGAAGACUUCUGCGAAGGCCACGCCCGCCAAGAAAGCUGUGAAGAAGGUCGCCCCCGCGAAGCCGAAGAAGACGCCGGUGAAGAAGCCGAAGAGCGUGAAGACGCCGGUGAAGAAGGCGAAGAAGUGAGCGGAGCCCGGUGGGGUGCCGGGUUCUUUGACUAGCGUAGGGGGUUACGGAUUUUAGGCGAGGAUUUCGGUUGUGUAUAGAAGAUGGUCUCUGGCAACAUAUGACAUAGCCCUUUUCGUUUUCUCUUUUGUCCCCCUUUUCUUUUUCUCUUGGUUUUUCUCGAACCGUGCUAACUCUAUUCUUGUUAGUGCAUAUGUUUCCAUGUAAGCUUCUAGGCGAAAGAUUAUUAAGAUGGUUUUCUUGUGUUUGAUAAGAAA